Neoarius graeffei (lesser salmon catfish) is the source of this 2401-nucleotide messenger RNA. RefSeq lists its product as uncharacterized. The coding region runs from base 119 to 1273 and encodes 384 amino acids. The transcript is spliced from 7 exons. Lineage: Eukaryota; Metazoa; Chordata; Actinopteri; Siluriformes; Ariidae. The record is from RefSeq and is a predicted model, not a curated record.
AAAGACAUGUAGAAAUCACAAACAUACGCAUGUUUUUCAUCCUUUCAUUUCCACAAAAUAUUCUUAAUCAUGGAUUGUGUUGUUUGUGAACAUCAGUGAAGCUCGACUUCAGUUCAGAAUGAAGAUCCUCCUCAUCAUCACCUUCUACCUGAUGUCAGGUCCAGUGCACUGUGAUGAUGUGAUCGGUUACCCUGGAGGUCGUGUUAUCAUUAACUUCCAAAAUGCAGUCAAUCCCAGGUCGACUGUGUAUUUUUGCAAAAUGAAAACAGUAUGUGAAGAUUUAAUAACAGCUCGGGCUACAGUCAGCGUGCUUCAUAAGGACAGAUUUACUCUGUUUAACACUGAUGGAUUAAUUUCACUGAUCUUCAGAAGUCUGAGUUUACAGGAUACAGGACUGUAUGAGUAUGGAGAGAUUGGAGUGUGGAGUGAAAACAUUGACCUGAAAGUGAAAAGUGAUCCAUGCUGUAGUGAGAUAAAAUCAGUAACCGGAUAUCUGGGAGAGACUGUGAUGAUCAGCUGCUCCUUUCCAACAGAGUUUGAAACAAAUGUCAAGUCCUUUUUCAAAUUGGAUGAUUCCACUGGAACUGAAGUGAUCUUCACAAGUGCCAAAGAAGCGUAUCAGAACGGCAGAUUCUCCAUUUCUGAUGACGGGAGGAGUAGCGUUUUCAGUGUGAUCAUCAGUGAUGUGAGAGAAGAUGAUGGAGGAGUUUAUUCCUGUGCAGUUCAUAUUGAAGGGACUGCAGUCCAUUAUCACUCGCUCUUCACAGAAAUUCAGCUCCAAGUUACUGCUUCAGCCUCAGGGGGACCUCCGCCCUACCAAACCACUGAACCCCCCUUUGGAGAAGGAGGUUUAGCACAAGCUCCCGUACUCAUCAUCAUCAUCAGUGUGUGUGUGACUGUGCUACUGAUGGGAGGAUUUUUACUCGUCUGCCAGUUGAGAAGCAACAAGACACAAGAUUCUACAUUUGUAAGUCAGCAGACAGAAACAAAUACCAUGACUGCUGAUUAUGAAAAUGAUCCACCUCAGAGUCAGAACAGCAUAAUGCAUCUGGACUACCAAAACCUAAAUCCCAACACCAACCAAUCAGAUUCAGUCUAUCAGACCCUCGACCCCAACACCAACCAAUCAGAUUCAGUCUAUCAGACCCUAAACCCCAACACCAACCAAUCAGAUUCAGUCUACCAGACCCUAGACCCUAACACCAAGCAAUCAAAUUCAGUCUACCAGACCCUAAAUCCCACCAUCAGUCAGAUUCAAUCUACCAGAGUAUAGGCCCCAACACCAACUCAGCAUAUUCAAUCUACCAGUGCCUAACUUCCAAAACCAACAAAUAUAAUCAAGUUUAGUAGAGCCCAGACAACUGGACUCAGUUUAUUGCAACUGAAACUGAUUUCCAGUUCAUUAGAUUCAGUCCACUCUAAUUGUAGCCCUCUUUCUACAAAGCUUCAUAUGCUGAUAAUCUGAAUGAGAACUCAGUAAAAAUAAUUCACAUUCACUAAAACUUUUAGCAAUUAAGACAGAAAAUGGCAGCUACGUAAACCUUGGUAUCCUGUUACAAUCAAAAUCUGUGCACAUGUUCAGCACAGGUCCAGGGACGUGAAUUCAACUCGGUUGGCUCUGAAUUUUGUAUUCACCAGCCAUUCAGCCCAGAUACUAGCUGUCCAAAGAUAACUCAUUUUUAAAGCAUAUUUCUUGUGCAUUUAUUCACAUUUUUUUUUUUUUGAAACUGGGUAGUGAGUACACAGUCUGUAUAAUAUACUGUACUAAGACAUGAGAAGACAGGAAAUGAGUCAAGGCAAUAUAUCUGCUUUACUAAUGCAGUUUAUGGGAAAAUCUUGAAGUGGAUUUUUAUAUUUGACUCAUCGUUUCCUUAACCAAGAAUAGAUCAGUGUUAUGGUUUUCAGGCCCAUCACUGACGCACUUUCAUAGAACACGAAACCUAUUACAUAUUUUAUUGUAGAUUUCCUCCCACUGGUAAUUUACCAACUCCCCCACUAGCUAGCUCUUCCCCAUCACACAACAGCGACCAACUCUGAAUGGUGAAGGUGACCUUGUGCUUCCUCCAGGACAUGUGAAGCCACUGCACCUUUUCCAGCCCCUGCUCAUGCUCCAUCACAGAGCAGCUGAACAGCUCAUAUAUCCCUGAACACAAAGAUACACACAACUGGUCAGAGUCACCCUGUCAGAGAAGGGAGUAACACCAUCCCUCCCACUCACACAGCACAGCCAGUUCUGUUCUCCUGAAAGUCUGGCCACCGAUGGCUGUGGCAGCAACAUGAAUUAGAUAGGAGAUCGCUUGAUAACACAUUUUGUAACAAGUUUCCUGCUGAGCGAUAUUGUGCAUUUUAAUUGUGAAAUGUGUUUGGAUAUAAAGCCGACUACUCAUGUGUAGCAUCUGUA